AUGCCCUUGUCUAGGAAGCUUAGCAGAUCAGAGAUGUCUCUACUUUUCAAGCCCGAAAUUGAAAGAAGAUCUUACGACAGGCCAAAAGUGGAGCAAGACUUGGCUAGCAGCAAACGUUCACCGAGCAGAUCGGAUCCACCGACAAUUUACAUCGAAGAUGAACCUGUAACAGACGGUGCUGUAAACGGAUUGCCGAGAAUUCACCGAGCGGUUUCCGAUGGAAAUUUGGACUGGCUAAAAGAACUAGUCGAGAAUGGAGAAGAGGACGUAAACACGCCAGAUCAACAAGGAUGGCCUCCGCUGUAUACUGCCAUUAAGAAGGGAAAACUCGAUUGUGCAGCGUACCUGCUGAAGAAGGGCGCCAAAGAUUUUUACGACAAACAACACGCCGAGUACCAAAAAAGAUUGGUUGCCGUUUCGAAUGACCUUUCAAGGAACAAGGCCAACUCUUUUACAUAG
Molecule: messenger RNA, 459 nt
Organism: Pocillopora meandrina
Lineage: Eukaryota; Metazoa; Cnidaria; Anthozoa; Scleractinia; Pocilloporidae
Source: the annotation of a GenBank genome assembly